CCCAAGUUCGCCUUCGCAUUCGACAUCGACGGCGUCCUCCUUCGCUCCUCUGCGCCCCUCCCCGGCGCCUCCCAAGCCCUCUCCUACCUACACCAAGAACAAAUCCCCUACAUCCUCCUCACCAACGGCGGCGGCAAAACCGAACUCGCGCGCAUCACCGACCUCAAUCGCAAACUCGGCAUCGAUUUCCUCCACGAAACCGACAUUGUUCAAAGCCACACGCCCUUUACCCAGCUCUGGGGCCUCAAAUCCAAUGGGAUGACGGUAUUGGUGUGUGGAGGUGAUCGGGAUGGGGCGAAAGAGGUGGCCAAAAGCUAUGGGUUUGAGAAUGUCGUGACACCGGGGGAUUUGGUGGUGGGGUAUCCUGAACUGUGGCCGUUUAAUGCGCCGUUGAAGGAGUAUUAUGAAUCUUUUGCGGAGAAGUUACCGAAGCCGCUGUACUCGCCUACGGGGAAUCCGGUGCUGGAUGCAAAAAAGACGUUGAAGAUUGAUGCGGUGUUUGUGUACAAUGAUCCGAGGGAUUGGGGGUUGGAUGCCUCCAUUAUACUCGAUUUGUUGUUGAGUGAGAAGGGUUUUUUGGGGACGUUGAGCGAGAAGAACGGGAGGGAGGACUUGUCGAAUUGUGGGUUCUUGCUGGACGGGCAGCCGCAUGUGUUCUUUUCGAACCCGGAUCUUUGGUGGGCGACUUCGUAUCAUCUGUCGCGGUUGGGACAGGGUGGGUUUCAGGCUGCACUGAAGGGGCUUUGGGAGAGGGUCACGGAGGGGAAAGCGAGCUUGGAGAGGCAGGUCACAGUGAUUGGGAAGCCAACCCAGUUAACUUAUGAGUUUGCUGAGCAGAGCUUGAGAGAGCGAGAGCACGUGGAUGUUAAGAGGGUUUAUAUGAUUGGAGACAAUCUAGAAAGCGACAUUGCUGGAGCGAAUGGGUAUGAGAGUCCGUGGGGAAGUGAGUGGAAGAGUGUAUUAGUGAAGACGGGCGUAUGGCGAGACGGAAUGGAGUGGAAAGAGAACCAGAAGCCAUAUGCGAUCAAAGAGAAUGUCCUCGAAGCUGUUAAAUGGGCGGUUGAGGAUGCGAAGAAGAAG
Sphaerulina musiva SO2202 is the source of this 1080-nucleotide messenger RNA. RefSeq lists its product as uncharacterized. NCBI's taxonomy places the organism in Eukaryota, Fungi, Ascomycota, Dothideomycetes, Mycosphaerellales, Mycosphaerellaceae. The transcript has a single exon. Gene Ontology annotation, biological process: glycerophospholipid biosynthetic process. The record is from RefSeq and is a predicted model, not a curated record. The annotation marks the transcript as partial. Gene Ontology annotation, cellular component: mitochondrion.